Molecule: messenger RNA, 2608 nt
Organism: Danio rerio (zebrafish)
Lineage: Eukaryota; Metazoa; Chordata; Actinopteri; Cypriniformes; Danionidae
Source: RefSeq, a predicted model, not a curated record
GAGGGGAGGAGUUCAUGAGGAGGGAGGGAGACCGUAGGUGGAACACAAGUAGCCCAAGCAAAUUAUGUUUAGUGCGCUCACCAGACCACAGUAUACAGUAUACCUACUGAGAGAGUGACACACAGGCGCACUUUGCCUUUCUCUCUCUAAGCUGAACGGACAGAAGAAAACUGAACUAGAUAAAAUGAGCUUGAGCUGACAACCAACAGAAGAGUUUAGCAGCAUUGCUUACUUAUAUUCUACGUAAUUCCCAAACAUAUAUACAAUGAUAGACCGAGGUUAUCUGAAACAGAUUGAGUGUCAAUGUAGCACGCGUGGACGUGGCGUGGACAGAGCAUUAUAUGGCUUAGUUUGUGAAGAAAACUGUGGAUUAUAUCGCAAAGUGAAGUACUUACAGUGAAGAACCGGAGCUGACUGACGGUCAUGAGGAUAGCCUCUUGGGAAGAUAAUUUGGGUCAGCCCAAUCACUCUGUGCUGGAGAUGGAGGGGCCACCAGAUCUGUCCAGCUCCCUCUUCAAUCUCAGCAGCAGCUAUGGUGGUACAGGGGCUUUUCUUUGGCUAUAUCCGUCAGAAAAUGUCACAUGGACCACAAUGAGGCCCACGAUGCAGCCAGUGACCCCUCCAAGAGUGAGGGACCAAGCCUUAGCCCAGGCGGAGAUCGGGGUACUGGGACUGGUUCUAGCCCUCACUGCUCUGGGCAAUGGAUUUGUGCUGUGGGUGCUACUACGUCGUAAGAAAAAUCACGCUCCUAUGCACCUCUUCAUGGUCAAUCUGUGCGUGGCUGACCUGGUAGUGGCCUUCUUUCAGGUGCUGCCGCAGCUGGUGUGGGACAUCACCGAGCGCUUCCAUGGUCCCGAUGCUCUGUGUCGCUCUGUGAAAUAUUUGCAGAUUGUCGGGAUGUUUGCAUCCUCCUACAUGAUUGUAGCCAUGACUGUGGAUCGGCACUACGCCAUCUGUUGUCCCCUACAGGCAUAUCGUGGGGGCGCAACCUCUCGCUGGAACACCCCUAUCAUGGUUGCAUGGGGCCUGGCAUUUGUGCUCAGUUUACCACAGGUGUUUAUCUUCUCGCAGUCAGAAGUUUCCCCCGGGGUGUUUGAAUGCUGGGGCCACUUUGCGGAGCCGUGGGGUCUGAAAGCAUAUGUCACCUGGAUGACUGUGGCUGUGUUUGUAUUGCCGGCCCUAAUCAUUACGGUCUGUCAGGUUCGCAUCUUCAGAGAAAUCCAUGACAACAUUUACUUGAAGUCAGAACGGGUGGUAACAGCAGAAUUUAAGAAGAACUCAGUCUUCUUUCACUUUCCCCGGAGGGAGGGUGGCAGGGGAAGGACGAGAAAGAAAAACGAGAGAAGCAGACAGAGCAGACACAGUCAGCAAGGCGAAAUCAGUCUCAGUCAAGCUCACUGCAGCCGCUCACAUCAUGCUGGACAGGAAGAGUUCUCCUCAAACCUAUAUGACGAAUACUCGCAGACUUUACCCUGUAGGAGCUCUAUGUGUGAACCCUGCUUUGGGCCAUGCCCCUCUUCAGACCCUUCCAUCCCAAAUCACCUGCAAAACAGCCCCAACAAUCUCUCAGACCCCACCCAUUCUCAGUCAUUAUCAGCCAAUAGCGUGUGUGCAUUGGCUGGACACACGGAGAGCUCUGGAGCUUCUGAACUAUGGCCAGAUGUGCUUCCAGAUGCUUUUCCACUUCCGACCGAGUAUUCGCACCCGCCGCCUGUCCCGGGUGUGACGAAAGCCAUGUCUAAGACGGUGAGGAUGACUCUUGUCAUUGUGCUGGUCUACACCAUCUGCUGGUCUCCUUUCUUUAUUGUUCAGUUAUGGGCCGCCUGGGACCCCAACCCACCAAUCCAAGGGGCUGUUUUCACUAUUCUGAUGCUACUAGCCAGUCUAAACUCAUGCACUAACCCGUGGAUCUACACAGCCUUCUCCAGCAGCGUGUCCCGUGAACUGCUCGCCCUGCUGCGCUGCCAUAGAAGAUCCCCACGCCGAGGGUCCCUGCCGGACGACUCCACCGCAACGCACACAUCAACCAACACCAAGGACUCCAUAUAUUGACCCCUGGUCUGACUCUACAACAAACACACACACAUAAGAGCACACCACAAACACACCGCUGAAGUGAUAAACUAGACCUUGUCCCAAAUGACUCUCAAAGUUGUCCUCUGGGCCAAUUUUGGUGACACAAAUACAAUAAUCUAAAGGGUGCAUUUGAGGUUAGGAGUAGCUUUUCUAAUUAUAAAUUGAUACAUUGGACAACAUUAGGAAGCUUGGAAACUUCAUGGACAAGCACCCACUCUGUAAAGUGUGGUGAAACGACUGUUUGCUACAGGACUGUAUUUUUAUAUGUCCUACAUUGAAGGCUAUUGGUCACAGGACUAAAUUCAGGAACAUGCCGUUUAUACAAUCUGAUCAGCAGAUACUGAUCUGUCGAAGAAGACUAAAUCACGGUAACACCUUACAAUGUGCUUGCACUAAAUAAAUGCUAGGCUAAUUAUUGUAUUAUAGAGUCCAUAUGUGUAGAUUAAUCAAUCUUUGAAUCAUAUGGAAUGUUCUGUUGUUGUCCAUGCAGAAAUCAUUAAUAAUAAAUGGUUUAGUUCUUCAAGAGUUAUAU